AGGAAUGCGACGCAAUCGUGCACCACAGAAAGACAGCGACGAGCCCGCCGAUGUGGACGACGAUCCGCUCAACGCGUCCAUCAUCGCCAUCGUCGAGAACGCAAAGUUCGAGGUCGGCGUCGCAGUGAUCUGCUUGGCGGACUACGCGGUUGAGAUCUCUCAAUUUUGCGACGAUCCCGCCUACUCCAAGACUGUGUCGAUGAUUGCCCGACACGAGCCCCGCCAGCUUUUCUUCACGGCCGCAAUGAAGGACAGCGUGCUCGAGUGCAUCGUGAAGAACGAGUUUUCCUUUGUGCGCAUCGAGCACCGGUCGCGGAAGCACUGGGACGAGCUGCGGGGGCUUGGCCACCUCCGUCACUACGCGCUCGACCCGGCAGCGCUCGAGAAGGACGUCGAGGAGAAGUUCCUCUGCCUCGCUGCGCUCUGCUGCCUCAUAGACUACUUUUGGGAGCACGAGGCCACCGUGUUUGUCAAGGGGAUGCUGCGAAUCAAGUUUACGGGAGCACACGGCGUGCUUCUGCUCGACCCCGCCUCGGAGUCGCUCUAUGGCAUCCUCAAGGCCGGGUGCAAGACUUCGUCGGGCGCGCGGCUCCUCCGUUCCUCGCUGAUUCAGCCCAGCAACGACCUCUCAACCAUCAACACGCGUCAAGAGUGCGUGCUGGAGCUGCUUGGGCGCGAAGACACGCUGCUGGACCUGCAGCGUAUCCUGCCGCAGCUGGCUGACUGCGACCGCGUCCUCAAGCACUUCAUGCAGCGGUCGAGCGACGCGUCAAAGCAGUCGCAGAGCUCCCGAGCGGAGGCUUCGAUCGCAUCGGUCCUGCACCUCAAGCAGCUGGUGCAGAUCGCACCGACCCUGGCAUACGAUGCCAAGUACGAGAAACGCCACGCUCAGCGCCAGCUGCAGUGCCUGUUUGCGGCGCGGAACGAGCUGUCGGGCAGCCUCAAGACGCAUCGUGAGACGCUCGGCGCUCUGACGCUGCAGAUGGAGGAGCUGCUCGAGAGCCUUCAGCGCGACCUCUCCCUGGAAUCGCUCAAGCUCAACUACAGUCAGAGGCGCGGGUACCACUUCACCCUUCCGGCUGCAGAGCGCCCGCUGGCCGUGCAGCACAACUUCAUCCACAUCCAGAUCAUGUCCAAGCGGACCGUCGGCUGCUCGACCGAGAAGCUCCAGCAAAUCAACUCUCGCUGCCGCGAGCUGCUAGAGCCAAGGCAACCCCGCAUCGCAGGCGAGCACUCCGCCGUGCCAAACGACGUCUUCGUCACCCCCGCGUGCAACCUGCAGCUCAUCACUGGACCGAACAUGGCGGGCAAGUCCACCUACCUGCGGCAGGUGGCGCUCAUCUGCCUGAUGGCGCACAUCGGCUGCCCCGUCCCCGCCGAGGACGCGCAAGUGCCGCUGCUGCAGCGCGUCUUCACGCGCAUCUCCACCUCGGACUCGCUCGAGACCAACGCGUCGAGCUUCGUGAGCGAGAUGCGCGAGACGAGCUACAUCCUCCGCAACGUGCGGCCCGGCUGCGCGGCGCUCGUGCUCUUCGACGAGCUGGGCCGCGGCACCUCGAACCGCGCGGGGGCCAGCCUCGCGUGGGCCAUCGCGGAGUUUGUGCAGCAGCACCGCACCACCUUCACCCUCUUCGCCACCCACUACCUGCAGCUCGCGAACCUGCAGCGGCUCUACCCGACCGUCAAGUGCCUGUCGAUGGCCGUCGAGCCAACCGACCGCCGCCUCUGCUUCGAGUACAAGGUGCAGACCGGCGUCGCCACGACCGCGCAGUACUGCACCGACUUCCUCGCCGAGGUGGCGGGCAUCCCGGCGGGCGUGUGCGCCGCGGCGAAGCGGCUGGCGGAGCGAGUCGAGUUCGACCCGGUCGAUGCCAACGCGGAGCGAUCCCGCGCCGAGGCGAACCGCAACAGCAUUGCGGAGCGGCUCGUGAUGCUCCAGCGCAGCUCCACCCUCUCAGACGACGACCUCUCCCGCUUCAUGCACGACCUGCAAGGGCGCGCUACCGAUGACGCGAACGACUCGGCUGACGACCUCGACGAGCCCUGCUUGCCCGACGCCCUCCGCGGCCUCCUGGGCGGGGGGGGCGCGGAGGAGGCAGCGCCAGCGCCGCCGCCGCCGCCGCCGCCGCCGCCGGUGGAAGAGCGCUCGCAGCCCUCCCCCGCGGCGGCGGAGGCGGUCGAGGACCCUGCCAGAGGCGAGGCCGUCGAGGCGGCCGACGACCUGGGCGAGCCUAGCCUCCCCGACGCCGUCCGCGGCAUCCUCGGCGGGCAUGUCAGCAGGGCGGAGGAGGCGGCGCCAGAGACGCCGGUACCCCCUCUCUCGGGGCCGGCUGCCGGUGAAGCCGUCGAGGCCGUCGAGACUGCGGCGGCGCAGCCACCGCCAAGCACGAUCGCGGAUCGACCCGGCCCGGCACCCGCCACGGUGACUUCUCGCUUCUUUGCGCAGUCCGGAUCGAGCACGCCGUCGGUGGCACGCGCGCUUCUGGCGCUCGCAUCGAGUCAGCCGGGCACAAGCUGA
Molecule: messenger RNA, 2518 nt
Organism: Emiliania huxleyi CCMP1516
Lineage: Eukaryota; Haptophyta; Isochrysidales; Noelaerhabdaceae
Exons: 8
Coding region: 5-2518 (837 amino acids)
Biological process (GO): mismatch repair; reciprocal meiotic recombination
Cellular component (GO): nucleus
Molecular function (GO): ATP binding; ATP-dependent DNA damage sensor activity; mismatched DNA binding
Source: RefSeq, a predicted model, not a curated record